ACAGAGGCGGAGAGAGAGUUCGCCCUGGCUGGCGUCCAACAUCGGUGCCUCGCGAGUUGGCAGUCCAUUAUAUAGAUUUCGAAGUGCCACGUCUGGUCUUGGGACUCUGGAGUGCAGUGACCGUCAUCUCGUGUCCGGUUUGAAAUGAGGCAAUACAGAGCGCAGGCGUUGCUGACUGUGGUGCUGGCGGCGGCGUGGUCGGCGGCGGGAAUGCCACUGCCGGUGUUGGAGGCGGAGGAGAACGCCCUCAACGAAGUGUCGGAGGGCGGCCUGCUGGUGCUGGUGCCGACGCUGCCGCUGGAUGAGCACGAGCGGUCGGGACAGGACCUCAAGAGGGAGGUGGAGUAUGAUUUAAUUUCCAUCCCCGAGGACGUGCUCAGGAGGGAAAUCCGCCAGGUGGUGCAGCAGUACGGCGCGCCCAGGUGAGCAAGAUCGCACGAAACACGGCCACAGGAACAGGCACUUGUGUGUGUGCUUUUACGUGCG
Molecule: messenger RNA, 486 nt
Organism: Penaeus indicus
Lineage: Eukaryota; Metazoa; Arthropoda; Malacostraca; Decapoda; Penaeidae
Exons: 3
Coding region: 145-426 (93 amino acids)
Source: RefSeq, a predicted model, not a curated record